CUUAUAGCUUAUUUUGGUGGAAUAUAUUCCCCAGUAUUUAAUUCCACAGAGAUCAGAAAUCUUCACUUUUAAAUUUGGUUCCAAAGACAUAUGAUCUACUCGGUUAUUUAUGAAAUUUAGUUCAAUUUUGGGUUUCAGUUUUUCAGUUUAGCACGAUUCGGUUCGCGGUUCCGGAUAAAUGUUGUCAAACCUAACCACUAUCUUAUACAGAAUUUAUUAAAAAAAUAUAUUUAAUCUUAAAAAUAAAUCCAUGUUUAGAAAGCAUGAUUCAAAAUCUAAUAUCUAGAUUAUAGUCUGUGUACAAUAUAUUUUGUUUUCAGUUUUUUUUAAUGAACUUUUAACAUUCUAUAUCAUCUUUUAUAAUUUUUGCAUCUAAUAGCUUAAUACACAUUCAAUUUUAUAGUCUACAAUAUUUUUAAUAAAAUUCAACAUUUCACUAUUCUAUUUUUAUUUCAUAUUUUUUACAUAUAUUUUGUAAUUGCAUAUUAAUGACAAUUAUUGAUUAUAAAAAUUUGUUUAUGUCUAAAUAAAAUAGAAUAAACAUCUACUUACAAAAUAUAAAUAAUAAAUUUUGAAACUAAAAAUAUAAGUUUACUUUUAUUAUAAAAUAAUUAAUCUUGAAUAAUUAAAUUAACUAAUAUUUUUAAUCAAUUUUAAAGAUUUUAAUAACUAAUGUAUACAUCAAAUUACUCAAUGGAAAUUAACAUAUUCGUGGGUCAGCUUUUUGUCGUUUUAGAGUUUGCCAUAUGACGUUGUUGGUCCCAACUUUUUUAUUCAGCAGAUUAAACAAAAAAAAAUUGACAAUAGAUUAUUGACAAUAGAUUAAACAAAUUUAGUUGUUCGAAAAAAAGAUUAAACAAAUUUAACUGUGUUUUUCUUAGAAUUUAACUAUAUCCAAGUUGUUUUUAUAUAUUUCAAUAUCUUUAUUGUAUGAGUUCAACAAUUUAUCCAAAACAUCCGUUGUAAAUGGUUUGAUAAGAGAACAAUGAAUUAAUAUUGUAAUGUAACACCAAAAAUAGAUAUUGCUUACGCAUUUUCGUGAAGUAUAAAAUGUACUUUUCCAAAUUCAAGCAAGUGCAGAUGUAUCCACUCAAGGAUGCAUCCAUACAAAAAUACUAAUUAAUAUAGAUGCUUCUAUUUUUCUGUUAGUAAAGAAACGUCAAUUUUUCAGUAAGUGCAUUGCAUUCAGAAAAAUAUAUGAUAUUUGCUUAUUUGGAGAUUUUCAUUGUUAUUAGAAAAUUAGCAAUUGUAUUUAUAUAUUUCUUGUUACGUUUUUUAUUAUACUUCUAAUUUUGUGAUUUUAUGUUUAAAUGGCGUGUUUAUAAUUAAUAUCACUAACAACUUUUAUCAAACAUCUUAUACAAACUGUAAGAAAAAGUUAAUUAAUUAUUGUAAAGACACUCAAGAAUCAAUAUCAUCAGUCUUGCACCAAAUUCUGGCAAAAGAUCUAUCAUUUUCUAAAAGCACAAACAUGAUCAGUAGGCUGAGCAAGACUUGAUGAAAAAUGUAGAUAUGUUUUCAAAGGAAACGUUGUUAUUUAAAAUAACUUAUUUCAUAAUUUUGCUUAAAACACUAAAGGAAAGAUCAUAUGUUACUCACCUUAAAUAUCAGUAAGAUAAGAAAUAUUAAAUAAGAUUUGUCAUCUACUUAAAACACUAAAGGAAAGAUCAUAUAUAUAUGGCUUUACUAAAAUCUCAUAUAUAAGAUUUUAAUUUUUUGAAAAUAUAUACUAAUUCUGAUGAUUAUAUACAAACAUGUAAUAAAUAGGUGGUGAUUUCUUUACACCAAAAAAAAAAAAAGAUAAAGUCAGAAUAGCUAAUGUAAGGAAAAUGAUUCCAUCUUCUUUUCAAAUAGUUACGUUAUCCCAUUGAUAUACAAUACAUUUCACCUCCGAGUUAUUAUCAUCCUCUAAAACUAACAAAAACAUUGUACAUAACACACUAUUCACCUCUCUCUUGCUCUUGUGUCGUUGUGCUAUUUAUUUGAGCUCUCGUACUCUAAGUUAUUACGUUCAUCCUGUAUCUGUUUCUCAAACCAAACAAACAAACAAACAAAACAUGCCUUUGAGAAACAAUAUAAUCGGUUGCAUAAACUUCAUCGCCGUCCUCUUCUCAAUUCCGAUCAUCGGCGCCGGAAUCUGGCUCACCACCGGAACAGUAAACUCCUGCUUCAUGCUUCUUCAAUGGCCAGUAAUAAUACUAGGAAUCUUGAUACUUCUUGUGGGUCUCGCUGGUCUCAUAGGAGGGUUCUGGAGGAUCACUUGGCUCCUCGUUGUUUACUUAAUUGCCAUGCUUGCUCUCAUCGUACUUUUAGGUGUUCUUGUCGGAUUUAUUUACAUGGUUACCCUCAGAGGCUCUGGUCGUCCACAACCAAGCAGAGCUUAUCUUGAGUAUAGUCUUGAAGAUUUUUCUGGUUUCUUACGUCGACGAGUUCACAGAUCUUAUAAAUGGGAAAGGAUUCGAAGUUGUCUGAGUACUACUAGUAUUUGUCCUGACUUAAACCAGAGGUUCACUUUGGCUCAAGAUUUCUUCAAUGCUUAUCUUAGUCCCAUUCAAUCUGGUUGCUGCAAGCCUCCAACAAAAUGUGGCUACACGUUCGUGAACGCUACAUACUGGAUAAGUCCUAUAUCAUUGCAUGUAGAUAUGGAUUGUCUACAAUGGAGCAAUGAUCAAAACACUCUGUGCUACGGUUGUAAUUCCUGCAAAGCUGGUUUGCUCGCAAAUCUCAAGAUAGAUUGGUUAAAAGCAGAUAUUUUUCUCCUUGUGGCGCUUAUCGGGUUGAUAAUCAUUUAUAUAAUCGGUUGCUGUGCAUUACGAAACUCGAGAAGUGAGGAUAUUUUCAGAAAGUAUAAGCAGGGUUAUACAUGAUACUCUGAUACGGAUGGGAAAUUAAGUUGCAAAACUGUUGUGUCCUAAUUUAGUGUCUUUACGUUUUGACCCAUGUAGUCUUUUUUUAAUUUUAUAUAUAUGCACUACCAGAACAUUUUGUGUAACUGGAAGAAUCUUUUGUAAAUAUCUUUGGUUUGGGUUUGCAAAAUUUCGCAUUUGUUAAUAUUAUUAUUAUUAUAUUUGAGUCUGAUAAAAUGAAAUGGGAAUGUGAGAACCUUUUAUGUUGUGUCUUGUAUUACUCCUUGUCUAGCCUCAUUUGCAUCAUCACAUUGAGAAUAUACAAGAAUAUAUACACUUACUAAUUAGAUGACUACAAACCAAAGGCCCUCCUUUGGAGUAAGACCAAUGUUAAAACCAUUUAUGUUGUGUCUUGUAUUGAGCUACUAUCUCUUUUCAGGAUGUCUAAUAUAGAAUAAGAAGCCUUGGAAUGUAACACAACCUCCUGCUUCUUUGCGAUCUAAACUCAUUGCAGUAGAGAUCGGUGAGGGAUACCCUUUCUUGGUCUUUUUCUCAAA
This is a messenger RNA of Brassica napus (rape), 3403 nucleotides long. RefSeq names its product protein TORNADO 2-like. The transcript has 2 exons. Lineage: Eukaryota; Viridiplantae; Streptophyta; Magnoliopsida; Brassicales; Brassicaceae. The coding region runs from base 2058 to 2867 and encodes 269 amino acids. The record is from RefSeq and is a predicted model, not a curated record. Gene Ontology annotation, biological process: auxin-activated signaling pathway. Gene Ontology annotation, cellular component: plasma membrane; plasmodesma.